Molecule: messenger RNA, 1529 nt
Organism: Klebsormidium nitens
Lineage: Eukaryota; Viridiplantae; Streptophyta; Klebsormidiophyceae; Klebsormidiales; Klebsormidiaceae
Source: the annotation of a GenBank genome assembly
AUGGCGCAGUAUUACACAAAGCAGCAGCUGCAGGGAGCUGGAAAGUACUCGGGAAAGGUCAGAAUCGGCAACUGGAACGAGGAUGCAGAGCUGGACGAGAUCGUGCUCAAGGACUACAUCGACCGCAAGGCCCGCGGCGAGCUCAAGCUCGACAAGUUCCAGCAGAGGAUGAGCGUCGCCCUGGCCCCUGUGGAAACGUCGACGGUCGCCGCAGAAGGCCUUGUCCACUUCGGGGACGUUUUCUGCCUUAGGAACGUGCAGACUGGGGCGCUAUUAGCGGCUGAUGUCGGCGACCGAGAUACAAGGCCCGGAGAGGGGUUCAAGUGCGCCGUGUCGGGAACGACGCUGCCGGCCUCGCAGGCGCCAGUGGCAAGGAACACAUGGAUGCUGUCGAAAUACAAGGGCGCACCCAAAGGAGCGGUUACCGAGCGCCAUUACGACGGCGACAUUUUGCACUACGGCCAGAAGUUCCGGCUAGUCGGGAACCCGAUGAUGUUCGGGAGGGAGAUUGAGGACCUAGAGGAGCCGCUGUACCUCAAGUCGGGGCCAGUCACCACGCAGUACUUCGCCAAGUGCUCGCGGCACCAAGAGGUGUCGCUCUCUUCCACCCGCAAUUAUGGAAGCGUCUGGCACGUGGCUCCACUGAACCCAGCGGAACGGCUGACGGCGGACGGAACGCCUGUCCCAGCCGGAGCUCCCCUCGUCUUGAUGCACUCCGCCACGAACGAAGCCCUCUGCUGCAACGGCCUGCUCUUCGGUAACGACUUCGGAAAGGAAUUGGAGAUCUGCUGCCAUAACGCGGCCCCGGCGAAAAUGACCGGUAAUCUAGAGCUGACCACAAAAGGCGUCCCGGAACAACUCGUGGCUAAGGCGGAAGGGCCCAGUAACUACUGGGUGUUCGAGGUGGGCGACACUGUGCGCGAGCUCCGCUUCCGGUCCCCCGGGGAGAGCGUCGCGCGCCCGGCGCUCGCGCGCCUCGCGGCCGCGUUCGAAGCCGCGGGGGAAGACGCGGUCAAGGCGCUGAUCCAAAACCUAGAACUGCUGGACAAGGCGAGCAGCGGGUGGCUGGAUAGGUUAGAGGUUUUGAGGGUUAUGAAAACGAAGGUUAGGGCGGAACUGAGCGCGGGGGAGCUGGAAGAGAUCGCCAAGUUUGCGGGUUGGGAGAGUGCGACGAGCGCCAACUGGCGGGAUCUCGUCGCGUACGCGCUCGACGGAUGAAGCGAUAAGCUGAAGGUGCUGAGGAUAUCGAGUCUUAUGUACAGGGCUGCGCCGCUUUAGGAGCCAUAGGAGUAAAACUUCUGAUUGCACUGCACUAUUCCCUUCGAAGUAUCUUAGUAGUGUAAUGGUAACGCUGGAUCUGUCCAGUUUCCGUGACUUUGUAUGAUUAAGUUUGAAAGAGUGCUUGGAGUAAAAGUGGUGACCAAACAUGAGACUCUGAGCUAGCUUCAAAAAGGUUCGGACUUGCCUCCAAUAUAGUCGUCUGUUUUCGAACAGCCUGGACGCCACAUCUGGAAAAUACUUGCGGGCCA